CCCGCGACCCUCCCGCGCGUGCCAGCGGCGAAAACCCGGGUGCGCCUGCCCGCCAUGGCCUACGGGUUCCCCGCGGACGUCCUGGGCCUCGCCGCGGGGCUGCAGAACGGGGCGGUGCUGUCGGGGGCGGAGAGGCGCUGCUUCGCGCUGGCGGGCUUUGUGAAGGUGCGGGGCGCUCUCGCCAAAGCCGCCUGCGAUGCGGCGGCGGAGGACUGCUCUGUGCUUUGGCUUUUGGGUUCCCAGACGCUCGAGAACUGGGACAACGGAGUAUGACCGCUCCAAGCAGGCGGUGUGGAGCCGGCUGGAGGGAGUGGAGCCUGGGAAGCCCAGUUCCUGGGAGCGAGGCGACAUGAUGAUGAAGCAGCAGAUCCCCAGCGACUUGCUGAGCAACUGUGCGCCCUUGCGCGGUGCGCUGGAUGACCUUCUAGGGGAGGGCCGGUGGAGCAUGGGAGAGGACUUGGGCUGGGCGCCCCUGCGCUUCCCGGCCGCGCCCAAGAUCCGGCGCGAGGGGGUGGAACCUGCCAGAGUGGAGGUGCCGAGGAGCUAUCACCUGGAUGGGUCCUGGUACCAGCACCACCUCUUCUGCCCCCAGCAGGCCAUCAUCGUCUGCCCUGUGCUCACCGGCACCGCGCUGGGCGCCGGGGGCACGGCCCUGAAGCUGGGCUCCCACUUCGCCAUGGCGGAGGACCUGGCGCAGGCGGAGGCGGAGGGCGGGAUGGACCACGCGAGCCUCUGCCGCCGUGCGCAGGCUCUGGACGUGGAGCGGUACCCGGAGCUGGAGAUCUACUGCGAGGCCGGGGACGUGCUGCUGCUGCAUCCCCACGUGGCCCACAGCAGCACCACCAACGUGCGCUGCGGCGCGCCGGUGCGCCUGGCGCUCACGAAGCGAGCCUAUUGGGUGGCAGGGCCUGCCCCCUCCGUGGAAACGCUGGCGCCGGUGGAGCUGGCCAUGUCCUGGGCCGCCUUAUCGCCUGAGAGGCCUCCGCUGGGCCGUCUGCUGAGCCUCGCGGAGGCGGCGCUGGCGGAGGCGGCGGACGGCCGGGUGCUGCGGUGGCGCGCGCUGCGGGCCAUGGACUUCGAGGUGCCCUUUGCAACGAAAGAAGAUGUGGACGCCUUGCUCCAGGAUGACGAGUGUGACCUGGGGGGCCGACUGCUCAGCCCACAGCUCCUGGCCUCAACGCUGACGCGGCUGGCUCGGCCGGGGCGGCUGCAGCGCCUGGGCCUGGCGCGGUGUGGCCUGGGCCCUGCCGGCGCCUGCGCGCUGGGCAAGGCGCUGCGCGAUGCGGUUCCCGCCCCCCGGGAGCUGCUGCUGCAAGGCAACUGCCUGGGGGACGGCGGCGUGGUGGGCCUCCUCGCGGCGGCCGGGCGGAGCUUGGGCGCCGUGGAGGUGCUGUCGCUGAGCGGCAACGGCUUGUCGGCCGUGGCGGCGGAGGCCCUGGCGGCGGCGGCGGCGCCGGGCCUCGGAGCGCACCUCAAGCUGAGCGAAAACCGCAUCGGUCCUGAAGGCGCCCACGCGCUGGCGGCUCUGGCACACCGCUGCGGGCGCCUGGAGCUGCGGGGCUGCCCGUUGCAGGACUCCUUCUGCGCGGCGCUCAAAGAGCAGCAGAACUGCAGCUUGGAGGCCUUGGACUUGGAGGCCACCGGCGCCACGGACGCCUCCUGCGGCCUCAUCGCGGAGCUUUUCGCCGCGCAGGGCGCGUCCGCGCCCGGGCCGCGGCUGAAGCUGGUGCGGCUCUCGCUGCGGGGCUGCCGCGUCACGGACGCCGGGGCCCGGGCGCUGGCGCGCGAAGCCGCGGGGCGCCUGUGCAGGCUCGACCUGGGCCGAAACGCCGUGGGGGAUGCGGGCCUGGAGGCCUUGGCACACGCCGGAGGCGGCGAGCUGCUGCUGGGCACCAACCGCGUCGGCGACCGGGGCUUCCUUUCGCUGCUCGGCGCGGCCGAAGGCGACGAAAGCUGGGAGCUGGGCUUCGUGAACUUAACGAGCAACCUCCUCACCUCCACCUCCGUGGACGCGGCCGCGGCCUUUCUGCGCCAAAGAGCCGCGAGCGGCGGGCGCCUGGGGCUUUUGGGGCUGGACCUCACCUACAACGACGCCUCGGUCGCCUCUGUCCGGGACUUCCGCGCAGCCGCGGCGGCGGCGGCGGCCGUCUUCCCGCAAGUCCGAGCCUGCCACUUCACCGCCGGGUGCGGCUGACAUCUCUGGGAAACGGGGACGGAGGCGUGUGACGCGCGCACGAGGUCCACGAUUUGAGCAGAGUUUCUCAAUGCUGAAUCUCGGGCAGACGCCAAAGUUCGCAAUGCAGCAGAAGCGGCCCUUUCCACCAAACCGGGCCCUGGCGAUCGGACGAGAAGACCCUCUGCGGUGUUCUUGGAGCGCUCAAGGAACGCGGCUUGGUCCCGGAGUCCCUUGCCAGAAGGUCUCCUUUGUCCGGGACUUCCGCGCUGCAGCGGCGGCGGCCGUCUUCCCGGAGGUCCGACCCUGGCACUUCACCGCCGGGUGCGGCUGACAUCUCUUGCGCCUGGCGGUGUGACGAGAAGUCGAGUUCGAGGGGGGAAAGGCCGAGGCUCGCGACGCGACCAAAGGGCCCGAAGGCCGCCGGAAAGCGGCCUAUGCAUCUUGGGUGUCGCCCUGGAAGGCCAGCGCGAAAGGCGAGCCCGGACAGCUGAAUUGUGGAUUUCAGACUUUCAUGUGGAGUUUCUUAAAGGGAACUGGUCAGGAGUAAGCAAUCCAGAUCUUUUGUUCCGGCGCGGAAAUGUAACGUCUCACUUGCUCACGCUGGAAAUCCUCAGAAAAUGGGGGCGGACUGAGGGGCAGACCGUCUGGAUGACACUUCGGGCAGAUGCUUGGCUUUUCCAACUUUGGACAGGAGCAGGCUAUAGCAUCGGGGGAGAAACUUUGCUGCAGAGAUCUUUAUCUUUUCUCAUUCACCCAGUUGCCCAGUGGCGGCCC
This is a messenger RNA of Effrenium voratum, 2950 nucleotides long. The record is from the annotation of a GenBank genome assembly. Lineage: Eukaryota; Dinophyceae; Suessiales; Symbiodiniaceae.